AAUAUUGAAACUACUACUUGUUGUGUGUGUAGCUCCCCCAAAAAACCAGUAAUUGGAAUAAAAAAAAAACUACACAGUCAUACGGACGGACAGACGACCAUAAAGUAAAGAUUUGUUGGUGGUGUGGUUAGUUUGCACAACAAAUAUAGCAGCAAAAGCUAUGGCCACUUCAGCAGCAUCAUGUGAUUGUUUGGUGGGGGUGCCAACUGGACCAACACUGGCCUCCACUUGUGGUGGCAGUGCAUUUAUGUUGUUUAUGGGUCUUUUGGAAGUAUUCAUACGUUCACAAUGCGAUCUUGAAGAUCCUUGUGGUCGUGCUAGUUCAAGGUUUCGCUCGGAGCCUGAUUAUGAGUAUGACUUUAUAGUGAUUGGCGGUGGUUCAGCCGGUUCUGUGGCAGCCUCACGUUUAUCCGAAGUGGCACAAUGGAAGGUGUUAUUGAUUGAAGCCGGCAAGUGAAUUUUUGUUUUUAUUUUGCGUUUCU
Messenger RNA from Calliphora vicina (urban bluebottle blowfly), 482 nucleotides. RefSeq names its product glucose dehydrogenase [FAD, quinone]-like. Gene Ontology annotation, molecular function: oxidoreductase activity; flavin adenine dinucleotide binding. The record is from RefSeq and is a predicted model, not a curated record. Bases 161 to 457 code for a protein of 98 amino acids. Lineage: Eukaryota; Metazoa; Arthropoda; Insecta; Diptera; Calliphoridae. The transcript has 2 exons.